AUGUGGCUUCGAUUGGUACUUCUGACUGUUGCUGUCAACGUUUGCGUCGUCGAACUGGCGAAAACUGGGGGGUUAAGUAAAGUGAAGCCCAAUGACGAACAUUAUAAACUAGCGCAGCUGUCUCUGAGACAAUACCUAAAGGACAGUUGUGCAGAUCAAGACUACCAGGUGAUAAAGGUGACGCGGGCUUCAGAACAAGUUGUGGCUGGAACUAACUACGUAUUGAAUUUCUUGGUGUCCGCUACGGACUGCGAUUUGGACGAGAACAGCGAGCCUUCAAACUCUGAGUGCUCUGUAGUGGAUAAAAGCGACAGCUAUCCUUGCCAGUCCAAAGUAUUCUCGCAACCUUGGAGCGAUUACACCGAAGUUACUGAAGUCAGCUGCGAUCUUGAAUAA
Molecule: messenger RNA, 396 nt
Organism: Danaus chrysippus (African queen)
Lineage: Eukaryota; Metazoa; Arthropoda; Insecta; Lepidoptera; Nymphalidae
Source: the annotation of a GenBank genome assembly